This is a messenger RNA of Brassica napus (rape), 2146 nucleotides long. RefSeq names its product phytyl ester synthase 2, chloroplastic. The record is from RefSeq and is a predicted model, not a curated record. The transcript is spliced from 13 exons. Gene Ontology annotation, cellular component: membrane. NCBI's taxonomy places the organism in Eukaryota, Viridiplantae, Streptophyta, Magnoliopsida, Brassicales, Brassicaceae. Bases 86 to 2062 code for a protein of 658 amino acids.
CCUCCUGGAAAACAGAAAGGAAAAAAGAAAAGAGUGUGUUGGUGGUACAAAUGGAGACUAGCUUCUUCUUCUUCUUCUUCUUCCCAUGGCGGCCACUGGAUUACAUGUGCUAUCUGCCGUCGGCCUACGCAUCGGAGAGAAGCACAAGCUUUCUGUUGGAGGAGUAGCCCUACCCCGAGUCUCCGUUUCUGUCAACGCUUUUAGCUCGGAGCAGCGGUCGGCUAAGAGCUUCAGGGACUACCUCGAGGCGGCUAGGGAUUUCAUCAGACCCGAAGAAAACAGCCCCUCUCGCUGGUUCUCUCCCCUCGAAAGCAAGGCUCGAUGUGACCGCGCCCCGCUCCUUCUCUUCCUACCUGGUAUCGACGGAAUUGGACUCGGCCUAAUGAGACAGCACCACAAACUUGGACAGAUGUUUGAUAUCUGGUGCCUUCACAUUCCACCCAGUAAUCGUACUGCAUUCCCAGAUCUUGUCCGCAUGGUCGAAACAACUGUCAAAUCUGAAAGUCAGCGGUCACCUGGUAAACCCAUUUAUCUUGUUGGAGAAUCUCUCGGUGCCUGCAUUGCACUUGCCGUUGCUGCCUGCAAUCCUCAUUUUGAUCUUCUCUUGAUUCUUUCUAAUCCAGCUACCUCAUUUGGAAACUCUUCGCUGCAACAUCUUCCUCCCCUGCUCAAACUCUUGCCUCACCAACUUGAUCUUGCUUUUCCUUCUGUCUUAAGCUUGAUUCCAGGUGGCCCUUUAAAAAGAAUGAUUGCUCACUGGGUCAGGGGACUUCCGGAGAACGAAACAGCUGCAAACAUUUAUCAAGAUUUGGUGACAGCAUCGACAUUCACAUCUAUCCUGGCUGAUACAUUUGGGAGAGAAACACUUUUGUGGAAGCUCAAGUUGCUUGAUUCCGCUUCUCUUUUUGCCAAUGCCCAUCUUCAUCUAGUACAAGCUCAGACUCUAAUUCUAUCCAGCGGAAAUGACCAUAUAUUACCCAGUACAUGUGAAGGCAAACGACUUCGCAAAAAACUGCCUAAAUGUGAAGUCCGUUCCUUCAAAGACAACGGUCAUUGCCUUUUUCUUGAGGACGGCAUUGAUCUGGUCAGUAUCAUUAAGGCCACUUCUUUUUACCGGCGUGGGCGUCAUCAGGAUUACAUCUCCGACUUCAUCCCACCAACCUUCUCUGAAUUUAACAAAUGUUAUGGCGUCAACAGGCUCCUUGAGGUGAUCAUGGGCCCUGUGUUUCUGUCGACUACAGUAGAUGGGAAAGUGGUGAGGGGGCUUGGGGGAAUACCAUCGGAAGGACCUGUACUACUAGUGGGAAAUCAUAUGCUACUGGCGAGUGACAAAAUAUCACUCCCAGGUCAAUUUGUUCACGAGAGGAACAUCAAUUUGCGGCCUCUUGUGCAUCCGAUGAUGUUUACAAGAAUGAGAGAUGGAUUGUUACCUGAUGUGUCUGGUUACGACACACUCAGAAUGAUGGGGUCGGUGCCCAUCUCAGCCACCCACCUUCAUAAUCUCUUGUCUGCAAAAUCCCAUAUUCUGUUGUUUCCAGGAGGCAUACGCGAAGCUCUACACCGCAAGGGAGAAGAAUACAAGCUGAUGUGGCCAGAGAAACCGGAGUUUGUGAGAGCGGCAGCCAAAUUUGGAGCCAAAAUAGUUCCCUUUUGUGGGGUUGGAGAAGAUGAUUUCUUAAAAGUAGUUGUGGACUACAAUGACCAGAUAAAAGUUCCGAUUGUUAGAGAAGUGCUAAAAAGAGUGACAGCGGAAGGCCCGGAGGUGAGGGGAAGCGUAGAAGGAGAAGAGGGUAACCAAGAUUUCCACAUGCCAGGAGUGAUACCCAAGUGUCCUGGGAGAUACUAUUACUACUUUGGGAAAGAGAUAGAGACGGGAGAGGAAGAAUUAAGGGACAGAGAGAAGGCAAAGGAAGUGUACGCCGAGGUGAAGAAGGAGAUUGAGAGAUGCAUAGAGUUUGUGAAGCAGAGAAGGGAGGAAGAUCCUUACAGACCUCUCUUGCCUCGUCUCCACUAUCACCUGAAGCACGGUCUCCUCACCCAAGUCCCCACUUUUCCCUUUUGAACAUAUUUACACAAUUAGAUUUAUCAAUCAAAAGUGUAAUUCGGUGAUGGUAGUACUGAUAUCAAUCUAUAACAUUUGGGCUCA